This is a messenger RNA of Prunus mume (Japanese apricot), 1944 nucleotides long. The record is from RefSeq and is a predicted model, not a curated record. NCBI's taxonomy places the organism in Eukaryota, Viridiplantae, Streptophyta, Magnoliopsida, Rosales, Rosaceae.
UCCAUGAAGAAGAAGAACCAGUGACAUCUUUGGGUACCAACUCCGUAAGGAAGCCAAAACCAUGAGACCUCCUUCCCCUCAUCAUCCUCGACAACUGCCCCACCCGUCAAACUCCGCCCCGUUAAUGGCCUCCCUGCCCACUGGGGGCCAGCGGAAGAAGAGCUCCAAGGGGACGACCGGCGUCCGGUCCUGGCUGCUAAUGGACUCCGGCGGGAAAACCCAAGUCGUGGAAGCGGGUAAACACGUCAUCAUGCGCCGGACGGGUCUACCCGCCCGGGACCUCCGGAUCCUGGACCCGGUUCUCAUGUACCCGUCGACGGUUCUGGGUCGAGAGAGAGCGAUUGUGAUCAACCUGGAGCACAUCAAGGCCAUCGUCACCGCCCAUGAGGUCCUCUUGGUCAAGUCCGCCGACCCUUCUGUCAGUCCCUUCGUUGACGAGCUUCAGCGCAGGCUAAUCCGCCAUAACCAAGUAACCACAGCAGCUCUGGAGGGGAAUGAAGAAGAUGGGUCGAAGUCAAACUGGACCAGGCUGCAUGAUUUGGGAGGAGAGUCACAGUCGAGAGGUGAGAGCCGUGAGAAUUCCCCAAAAGGGUUUUCUGAUCAGUUUGAUGAACAGGGUCCAGUUGAGAAGAAUCAAUUGUAUGGAUCAAAGGUUCUUCCUUUUGAGUUUGUUGCAUUGGAGGCUUGCCUUGAAUCUGCAUGCAGUUGCUUAGAAAAUGAAGCAAAGAGAUUGGAGGAAGAAGCUUAUCCAGCUUUGGAUAAGCUGAGUUCAAAGAUAAGUACUCUCAAUCUGGAACGUGUCCGCCAGAUCAAAAGUCGCUUGGUUGAUAUAACCGGACGUGUUCAGAAGGUGAGGGAUGAAUUAGAACAUUUGCUAGAUGAUGAUGAAGAUAUGGCCGAGAUGUAUUUGACUGAAAAGUCUGUUGAGCGGGACCUAGAAGUUAAUUCUUCUGCAUCUUCAUCCAUGAACGAGCCGAUUCUGUGCGAUGAAAUGGAUGAUGAAAUUGUUCAAGCAGACAUGGAAAUCGACAGGGACGCCCAAAUUGGUACAACUACUACUAAUACAAGCAAGCAGCUUGAUGUGCAGGAGCUUGAAAUGCUUUUGGAGGCAUACUUUGUCCAAAUUGAUGGCAUACUAAACAAGCUAUCCACGGCAAAGAGAUUGGAGGAAGAAGCUUAUCCAGCUUUGGAUAAGCUGAGUUCAAAGAUAAGUACUCUCAAUCUGGAACGUGUCCGCCAGAUCAAAAGUCGCUUGGUUGAUAUAACCGGACGUGUUCAGAAGGUGAGGGAUGAAUUAGAACAUUUGCUAGAUGAUGAUGAAGAUAUGGCCGAGAUGUAUUUGACUGAAAAGUCUGUUGAGCGGGACCUAGAAGUUAAUUCUUCUGCAUCUUCAUCCAUGAACGAGCCGAUUCUGUGCGAUGAAAUGGAUGAUGAAAUUGUUCAAGCAGACAUGGAAAUCGACAGGGACGCCCAAAUUGGUACAACUACUACUAAUACAAGCAAGCAGCUUGAUGUGCAGGAGCUUGAAAUGCUUUUGGAGGCAUACUUUGUCCAAAUUGAUGGCAUACUAAACAAGCUAUCCACGCUGAGGGAGUAUGUGGACGACACAGAGGACUACAUAAACAUAAUGCUGGAUGACAAACAGAACCAACUGCUGCAGAUGGGGGUGGUGCUGUCCACAGCAACCCUUGUGGUGAGUGCCUUAAUCGUUGUGGCUGGAGUCUUUGGGAUGAACAUAAGAAUAGCACUCUUCGAGGAAGAAACCAAAAUUGGGAUGCCGAAGUUUUUGUGGACUGUUGGGGGAGGUUCCAUUGGGAGCGUUGUCUUAUUUGUCAUUGCUAUUGCCUGGUAUAAGCAUUCACGCUUGCUCGAUUAAUUUAUGCGCUAAUUAAAAGUUAAAUAAUGUAUUUACUAAGUAUAUCUAAUGUAUUUAUAAAUUACUGA